Messenger RNA from Exserohilum turcica Et28A, 1748 nucleotides. RefSeq lists its product as uncharacterized. Lineage: Eukaryota; Fungi; Ascomycota; Dothideomycetes; Pleosporales; Pleosporaceae. The record is from RefSeq and is a predicted model, not a curated record. Bases 1 to 1647 code for a protein of 548 amino acids. Gene Ontology annotation, biological process: lipid oxidation. Gene Ontology annotation, molecular function: oxidoreductase activity, acting on single donors with incorporation of molecular oxygen, incorporation of two atoms of oxygen; metal ion binding. The transcript is spliced from 4 exons.
AUGUGGAACCAGAUUUAUCUAAUGCUCUGUGCAAGCGCACCUGUUUGCGAAGCGUCCAUGCAACACCCUUAUCCAGAGCCUUACCCGUUCACCAUCUCCAACGCCUCCAGCCAGAAUGCACGUGCACUUGCACUUGCAGAAAAGCGAGCAGGAUGGGAGUAUGGUCCUUCGGUCGCUGGGGACACGGCGUUUUAUCCGUCAGGCUCUAUUGGCGGUCCCGUUGCGAAGGAGGUGACGGAUCGCUUCAGCGACUUCCUCGACACGGUGCAUGCUAAUGUCAUUAAUGAUUCCAGAAUCGCCGCGGCGUCGAUGUGGAGGGAGGGUGGAUUAAAGAGCAUACACGAUUAUGCGAAGUUGUAUAAAGGACAGUGGAAGCAAUCAGCGCCCGAAGGACCCUAUCCAGGGAUCUUGACGAACUACACAGAUGAUCUCCUCUUCUCCAUGACCCAGCUGUCUGAGAACCCAUACCGAGUCUUUCGCAUUCCAAAAAACGCGCAACUUCCUUUCGAUGUUUCCAACGCCAGAGCGAUUGCCGGCCAAACAUUGGCCUCUCUCCAAGGGGCUGGCCGUCUGUUUCUUACCGACUUUCUCGAUCAAGCAAGCCUGCGGAAGACCACUGGAAGAUACGGCGCUGCUUGCCAAGCUUAUUUCUUCAUUCACCUAGUGUCUGGUGACUUCUUGCCGCUCGCUAUAAAACCCAACGUCGAAGUGGGCGAGAUUGUGUACCUAAGUGCUAUUCGAACACUGAGCGAAGAACAUCCCAUCAUGGCCAUUGUCCAUCGAUUACUCAAAGACGCUUGGGCGUUCCGAGUCGUAGCUGUUCAGCGCCUGGUCUAUCCUGGUGGUCCCAUCGACGAGCUGUUCCCCUGGAACGGCAGGGAGGCAAGCAACUACACUGAUACGCUUUACCAGUCGGGCGAAGCCAGCGCUUUUCAGUCUAACUAUUUCGAGCUCAAUCUGCAAAGACGCGGCUUGAUUGACUCAGCGUUUGGGCCUAGGAUCAAGACAUUUCCUUUUCACCGGGAUGCCUCUGUAAUUCACAACGCAAUUCGCCGUUUUGUGGCCGCUGUUGUACAGUCGUACUACCCAGAUCCUAGCGAUAUUACCGGCGAUCAUGAGCUGCAAUCAUGGGUCAGGGAAGCCAGACCUGCCCAAAUCGUCGACUUUCCCUCGUCUAUCGAGGACCAGGACAUUCUAGUCGGCAUUCUAACGCACGUUGCGCACUUGGUGUCUGUUGUACAUGGUACGCUGAACCUAAACGCUCUCGCUACCUCUUCGGGUUCCCUUCCUUUGCACCCAUUCGCAUUCUACACGCCCUUGCCGAUGACCAAAGGGGUCCGCGACAUCAUGCCCUUCCUGCCACAGGUAGAAGCUUCUGUUGGUCAGAUCGCACUAGCGGCAGACUUCAGCCGCCCUGGUUUUGUCGACAGUGACCAGACGAUCGCGCACAUGUUUGACAACACAACAAUGCUGGCUAGAAUGCCUGAGCCUGUACAAAAGGCGGAAGCAGAUUUCCAGUCUGCGAUGGAUCGCUACAGUGCUGCAGUGAGAAGUAAGGUUUUUGAUCAGGAUGGGCUGUGUGGAGGCAUGCCUUCUUGCUGGUCGACGUUAGAUCCAAACAGUGCAACUUAUUGGUUGACCGCCUGAAUGUAUAGAUGAAUCAAGGCUUCACCGCCAUGAGUUACGUAUAGUUAUAGGUAAAAUAACAUGUGCCGUUUGUAGGGUAAUUAAUAAGAGCGAAUCCAAAU